AUGAAUUUUAAUCCAAACUUUGAAGAAAUAGGAAAUGCAUUCAUCCAACAUUAUUAUUCGAAAUUCGAUGUGCAAGAUCCUGCAGCACGAAGUUCAGGUCUAAGCGAUCUUUACGAUCCAAUGAAUUCCUACAUGACAUUUGAGGGUGUACAAGUAAAGGGACGGGAUUCUAUUUUGCAGAAAUUUGCUGCCUUGCCGUUUAGGAUGAUACAACGAGCAAUAACUAAAACAGAUUGUCAACCACUACCAGACGGGUCUAUACUUGUUGCAGUUAUUGGACAGCUUAAGACGGAUGAUGAUCCAAUUCAGUCGUUCAAUCACUUUUUCGUACUUCGUCCUGCAACCGGUUCAUUUUUCAUCUCAAAUGAAAUCUUCCGUUUAGUAUUACACGAUCACUGA
Brugia pahangi is the source of this 399-nucleotide messenger RNA. NCBI's taxonomy places the organism in Eukaryota, Metazoa, Nematoda, Chromadorea, Rhabditida, Onchocercidae. The record is from the annotation of a GenBank genome assembly.